Molecule: messenger RNA, 438 nt
Organism: Oppia nitens
Lineage: Eukaryota; Metazoa; Arthropoda; Arachnida; Sarcoptiformes; Oppiidae
Product: kelch-like protein 5
Exons: 4
Coding region: 1-438 (145 amino acids)
Molecular function (GO): protein binding
Source: RefSeq, a predicted model, not a curated record
AUGUCCAGUGAACGCAUCAAUUUUUGUUUGGUUUCAAGCGAUUCAAAAUUGUAUGCAAUGGGCGGCGAUAAUACUAAAGGAAGAUCUAAAAGUGUUGAAACAUACGAUACGAUAACAAACAAUUGGAAAUYAAUUUCAUCGAUGAAUAUAAUAAAAGAUGAUUUUAGUGCUGCCGUAAUUAAUAAUACUAUUUAUGUUUGCGGAGGAUUUAAUGGUCAAGUUUUAAAAUCAUGUGAAUAUUAUUCAACAAAUGAUUGGCAGUUAACAACACCGAUGACUAUUGAAAGAUAUGGUUUAGGAYUGGUAUCACAUGAGGGUCUACUGUAUGCUAUUGGAGGCGACAAUGGAAAUGGAUAUAUGAAUUCAAUGGAUAKRUUUGAUACACAAACAAAACAAUGGACACCCAGAGCUAGYAUGCAAUCGCCAAGGUUAUUGUAA